AUGGCCCAGCUCCGCCUCACCGACUUCUUCGGCCAGACAAAAGGGACCACCGGAGCCCCGGGCAAGCGCAGCGGCGGCCGCCUGCUCAAGGCCGCCCUCGCCGGUUCCCCGGUGCACCGGGAGGAUGAGGAUGGUGUCCCGGCGGGGCUCAGCGGCCGCUCGCUGCCGCUGCCCGGCUCGCCGCGCACCCCGGCCCGCGGGGGCUCCCCGGCGCUGCGGGGCCUGGCGGGCAGGAAACGGAGCCGCCGGGAGAUGGAAGCGGGGUCGCCGGUCGGGGCCCGGCUCGGGGAACGGAGCGGGAAGUCGGCGCGGAAGAGGCUGGAGCUGCCCCGGGAUGCGCAGCCGGGGUCUCCGGGAGCGGCCACCAGCUCCUCGCCUCUGGCCACUCCUCGACCCCCGACACCGCUGUCACGGGACCCGGCCGCGUCUCCCCCGGCCAGCACCAGCGGCUCCCCGUGCCGUGGGCAGGACACGGGGACAGAGCCCAGCCCAGGAUCCCCGGGGCCGGCCCGGCGCCUGCAGCGGGAGGACGUGGCUGAGCUGCAGGGCCGCCUGCAGAGGAUGAAGGUGCCGGGCCAGGUCCCCUCUGUCCCCAGCGGGACCAGCAGUGACCUGCGGAGCCGCCUGGAGCGUGUGCGGCAGCUGGAGCUGCGCGUCCGGCAGAGGAGAGCGGCCACCGGGGACACCGGGGCCACCGGGGCUGGGGACACCGGGGCAGCAGCUCCGGGGGCAGAGACCGGGCAGAAGCCCCCGGCGUACCAGCGCUUCCACACGCUGGCCCAGGAGCUGCCCCCGGGGCUGACGCUGCCCUACAAGUUCCGGGUGCUGGCAGAGAUGUUCCGCAGCGUGGACACCAUCACCGGGAUGCUCUUCAACCGCGCCGAGACCGUCACCUUCGCCAAGGUCAAGCAGGGCGUGCAGGACAUGAUGCGCAGGCAGUUUGAGGAGCAGCACCUGGGGCAGAUCAAGGCUGUGUAUCCCAGCUCGUACCGGCUGCGCCAGGAGAAGAACGUCCCCACCUUCGGCAGCGGCGGGAAGAAGAAGUCUGAGUAUCAGCUCACGCUGGAGCCAGUCCUGGGGGAAGAGGAGAAGGUGGAUGGGCGCCCGCACCUGUCGGCGUCGCGGCUGCUGGAGCGCCGGAGGGAAUUCCACCGCAACCUGGUCAACAUUGUCAGGGAGCACCACAAGGCAUUCCUGGCUGCCCUCAGCCCUCCCAUGGUGGUGCCAGAGGAGAAGCUGACCCGGUGGCAUCCCCGCUUCAACGUGGAUGAGGUGCCAGACAUCAGCCCCGCGGAGCUGCCGCGGCCGCCGCAGGAGGACAGGCUGAGCACAGCCCAGGAGGUGCUGAGCACGGCCCGGGGGAUGCUGAGCCCCAAGAUGGAAAAAGCUCUUGCCAACCUGGCCCUCAGAACGGCCGAAGCCAGUGCGGGGGAGCAGGCACUUUCCAAAGCCCCAGCCCCUGCCAGCACCUCCAGCGCGCUCAGAGGGGUGUCCCAGGGGCUGCUGGAGCGGGUGCGGGCGAAGGAGGCGGCGCGGCUGGCGGCGCUGUUGACGCGGGACGCGCAGCAGGAGCAGCGGGUGGCGCGGCUGGCGCGGCUGCCGGCCAUGGCGCGCCUCCUGCGCGGCGUCUUCGUGGCCGAGAAGAAGCCGGCACUCAGCAUGGAGCUGCUCUGCGCCCGCCUGGCUGACAGCUGCCCCGAGCUGGUGGCACCAGGUGAGAUGGAGAAACACGUGCGGCUCUUUGCGGAGCUCCUGCCCGACUGGGUGGGCGUCCACGCCCUCAGGACAGAUGUCUACGUCAAGCUGGACAAAGAGAAGGACCUGGGCCUCAUCACUGAGAGGCUCAACAAGGCGGCCAAGGAGGCUGGAGCCCUCUGAGCUCCCCUCAGGGCUGGGGUUUUUUCUGUGCAAUCUCCUCGAAUGUAGCAAAUCCCGACAGCGCUCUGGGUUCUGGGGUGGGCUGGAGGGAGGCUCGUCCUCG
Agelaius phoeniceus (red-winged blackbird) is the source of this 1981-nucleotide messenger RNA. RefSeq names its product chromatin licensing and DNA replication factor 1 (gene CDT1). Gene Ontology annotation, molecular function: DNA polymerase binding; DNA binding. Lineage: Eukaryota; Metazoa; Chordata; Aves; Passeriformes; Icteridae. Gene Ontology annotation, biological process: regulation of DNA-templated DNA replication initiation; mitotic cell cycle; DNA replication preinitiation complex assembly. Gene Ontology annotation, cellular component: nucleus. The record is from RefSeq and is a predicted model, not a curated record.